Trifolium pratense (red clover) is the source of this 2749-nucleotide messenger RNA. Its product is annotated as protein ALTERED PHOSPHATE STARVATION RESPONSE 1-like. The transcript has 4 exons. Bases 382 to 2697 code for a protein of 771 amino acids. The record is from RefSeq and is a predicted model, not a curated record. NCBI's taxonomy places the organism in Eukaryota, Viridiplantae, Streptophyta, Magnoliopsida, Fabales, Fabaceae.
CACUUGUAUUUUAUCAUACUCUAUUCUACUAGUACAGUACAGCUAAACCGUAACAGUUGUAGACUUGUAGUUGUAGUGUAUCCUCCUCAAAGACACACAAAUAAUAGUAAUAAAAAAAUAAAGAAAAAUAAACUAGUAAGUUUCUCCGUGAACACUCUUUGCAUUUCUUCAUCUUACUUUUUCACUUUUCUCUGCAAAAUUCAACUUAUCUUUUGUUUUUUUGGCCCCCAAAUUUCAUCAUAUCAAAAUUAUCAUCAUAAAUAAAUAAAUUAAUUAUUAUUUAUUACUACACAAACACUCAAAAUUUCAGUUUCAGUUUCAGUUUACACUUAUUCAUGAUCGAUUGAAAAUUUUGAAUCAUCAACAACAACAACAACGAUUAUGGGUUGUAACCAAUCAAAGAUCGAAAACGAAGAAUCGCUUUUACGAUGCAAAGAGCGAAAGCGUUUCAUGAAAGAAGCUGUUUCAACUCGUAACGCUUUCGCCGCCGCACACUCCGCCUACACAACUUCUCUCAAAAACACCGGCGCCGCUUUAGGUGACUUCGCUCACGGCGAAGUUCAAAAUCCGAUCUCCACCGCCCCUGAUAAUAACUACCCACCAAGACCACCGGAGAAUCCAAUCCUUCCUCCACCUCCUCUCCCUGAUUUCUCCCAUGGUUCUCUUCAUCGUGCUGCUAGUAUGCCUGAAAUCAAGAUCGCUAAACCCGAUCCUCGGUCCAAUCCGUUGCAUAAACCUAUUCUUGAGGAAGAAGAUGAAGAUAGAGAGUUAGAGGAUGAAGGUUCGUUAAGGAAAAGAAGAACUAACAGAAACACUGGUGGGGGUGUUGGUGUUGGUGUUGGUGUUGGUGGUGGUGGUGGUGGUGGUGGGGGUGUGAAUAGUAAUAGUAAUAGUAAUAGAAGGUUGGAUUUUGAAGACGAAGCUCCACCGCCUAUGCCACCGCCGUUGGUUAAACAACCGCCGGUGAGUCGUGAGCAUAUUGGUAAUGAUAAUCAUAAUAGUCAUCAUCAUACUAUGUCGAAUCCGAAUCCACAGCAAAAUUCGGCUGCUUGGGAGUAUUUUUUUCCACCAAUGGAGAACAUUGCAGGACCAAGCUUGAAUGAGGAAGGUGAAGAAGAAGUUACUUUUAACAGGAUGGAUAGGAUGGAGUAUAUGCCAAGACCUAGUAGGGUUGGCAUUGUGGAAGAAGCUCCAACUCAAAGACGUGUUGAUCUUGAGGUUCCUUUUCCUAUUCAUGAGCCUCAGCAUAUUCCUGAGCCUGAGGAAAUGAUUGAGUCGCCGAUGGAGUCACCUAUGCUAUCGGGGAUGAAGGUGAAGAUGCCGGUUACGCCUCCUUCAACGGAGGGAAAGAGGAUUGUGAAACAUAAUGCUAAUUUGGUGGAGAUUUUUGCUAUUCUUGAUGAUCAUUUUCUUAAGGCUUCUGAGAGUGCUCAUGAGGUUUCAAAGAUGCUUGAGGCCACUAGACUGCAUUAUCACUCUAAUUUUGCUGAUAAUAGAGGACACAUUGAUCACUCCGCAAGGGUCAUGCGAGUUAUUACUUGGAAUCGAUCCUUUAAAGGAAUACCUAAUUUGGAUGAUGGGAAGGAUGAUUUUGACUCGGAUGAGCAAGAAACUCAUGCUACCAUCUUGGACAAGUUGUUAGCUUGGGAAAAGAAACUUUAUGAUGAAGUUAAGGCUGGUGAACUAAUGAAGUUUGAGUACCAAAGAAAAGUUGCCACACUAAACAGGCUGAAAAAAAGAGCUAAUAACUCGGAAUCAUUGGAGAAAUCCAAAGCAGCUGUCAGUCAUUUGCAUACAAGAUAUAUUGUAGAUAUGCAAUCAUUGGAUUCAACAGUCUCAGAGAUUAACCGAUUACGUGAUGAACAAUUGUAUCCAAGACUUGUCCAGCUUGUUGAUGCGAUGGCCACUAUGUGGAAAGAAAUGCUAUCUCGCCAUGAGAAGCAAUUGGAGACUGUGCAAUUACUGAGAUCGUUGGACCCUUCCCAAUCCCCUAAGCAGACUAGUGAACACCAUCAUGAGCGAACAUAUCAGCUAUUGGUUGUUGUACAACAGUGGCAUACACAAUUUGAGUUGCUAGUCAACAAUCAAAAGGGAUACAUAAAGUCCCUAACUAACUGGUUAAAAUUAAACCUCAUCCCUAUUGAGAGCAGUUUGAAGGAGAAAGUUUCUUCACCUCCAAGAGUUAGAAGUCCGCCUUUACAGGGUCUUCUCCAUGCAUGGCAUGACCGUCUAGAGAAACUUCCCGAUGAGCUUGCUAAGACAGCUAUCGGAAACUUUGCUGCUGUGAUAGAUACUAUUUUCAAUCAGCAAGAAGAAGAGAUGAUUUGUAAGAGGAAAUGUGAGGAUACUCGAAAAGAACUUUCCCGCAAAACCAGGCAAUUUGAGGAUUGGUAUCACAAGUAUAUGCAAAGGAAAAUGCCAGAAGAUGUUGAUCCAGAUAAGGCAGAAGAUGCUAAUGCUCCCGAUGAAGUUAUUACAGAGAAGCAGUUUUUGGUUGAACAAGUGAGGAAGAGGUUGGAAGACGAGGAAGCAGCCUAUGAAAAACAAUGCCUUCAAGUGAGGCAAAAAACUUUGGGAAGUCUCAAAAACCGCAUGCCAGAGCUCUUCAGGGCUAUGUGUGAUUUUUCUCUUGAAUGUUCUAAAAUGUACAUGGAAUUAUGCUAUAUAUCACAGCACCUGGGCCAGAACUUAUCAUGAGGUGCUUUGUGUAUUUAUUUAUUUUUUGUGGGUAAAUUAAUUUUUUCUUGGA